Molecule: messenger RNA, 7088 nt
Organism: Acanthopagrus latus (yellowfin seabream)
Lineage: Eukaryota; Metazoa; Chordata; Actinopteri; Spariformes; Sparidae
Exons: 5
Coding region: 3510-4421 (303 amino acids)
Source: RefSeq, a predicted model, not a curated record
UGUGUUGAACAGUGGAGGUUUUAAUCAGAUGAUAUCUGAAUCUCACUGAUGUACAAAUGAAACAAUGCAAGUGUUUACCUUCCUUUGAAAGAUGCUACUUCAAAACCAUGGAAACAGAAACGUACAGCUCCUGUUUCCACCGGGAAGGUUUGUGACUAGACAAAAAUACUAAAACUAGGAUAGAAAUGACUAAAAUGUAACUUAAACUAAUGAAUAUUGUCAUCUUAAGACUUCGACUGAAUCUACAAUCAACACAAAAAAUUUCCUUGAUAGUGACUAUGGACAGAGACCAGCCGUGACAGUUGGGCUGAGGAGGGUCCACAUUCAGACCCGCCAAUUUGUACGCAUUUUGCGUACCCAGGAUGCAUUUUGACCCUUAAGUACGCUUGUACGAAUUGCUGCUCUCAUGGUACACAUUUUGUUGCAUUUCGCAGAUCGCCGGUUUCAGUUUCUAUGCAAGUUCAGAUCUAUGAAGUUGCUUCUGACGCUGAGCCACAACAAUCUACGUGUAAGUGGAAUGAAAAGCUUUUGGCCAAUCAGAGCGAUGCAUUUUAACACCCUCGUCUACCUGCCAGUCCUACCAAAUGCUUCGCACAUUCAAUUCAAUUCAGUGCAUCACGCAAACCAAGCUGGCCAGAUAACUGAUCCCUCUUUGGCCGCUUGCCAUCACUGCCGAUGCAAACAGCAUUGAAAAGGUAAAAUUAAGACAUUGAGUUUACCCGACGGUGUUGUUAAUCAAAGUUACCGUUCAUCAAUAUUGUGUGUUUGUUGCAAAUAACGGUUAAGUUUCCCCGAAUCCAUUACUGCAGCACACAAAACUGUAGGCUUGCGUGCCAUGGUGGCAGAACUGCCUCCAAAAAAGGUUCGGAAACCUCAAAGAUUUCAGCUAUCCUGCGUUGCCUGCACAUGUCCAAGUGACCCCAUCACACGUUCUGCGCCUUGUGCUAGACGAGGGCAUGUGAGUGGAGUGGAGUGCGGAGCAAGCAGGGAUCGGAGCAUGUGAAAUAUAGUCUGAGCGCAGAGCAGGUUUUAAUCCAAAGGCCAGAGCGUUGGUUCCGUUUUGCUCCAGUUCCGCUAGGAACUGGAGCAAAACGGAAGGGUUGAGCCAUGCACUGUAUUUGCUUCCAACUUUUCUUGGCGUAUAGAUCACUUUGGUCAAAAAGUCCUGAUGGCAUGAUUGGUUUCCCCUUCAUCACAUUAGAAUGUGAUUUGGUGUGAGCGCUUCAAGGUCAUUCGGGUCAUCUGAGACCUCUGUAAUGGGUCUGUCAUUUAGAAUUGCCUCAACCUCACAGAAAAUGGUUUGGAGCCCUUCAUCAUCCAGAAUUUGCUGUUUCAGAACUGAAGUGAGAACACUCUUCACUGAACGAGUCAGGCGCUCCCAAACACCACCCUGAUGGGAAGCUGCUGGUAUGUUAAAGCUCCAGUUUAUGCCCUCCUUGACCAAAGCUCUUUGAAUUUUGCCAUGAUUUAAAUCAGCCAGAGUUUCUUUCAGCUCCUGAUAGGCUCCAGCAAAAUUUGUGCCAUUAUCAGACCUGAUAGAUGAGACUGGUCCUCGUCUACAGAUAAACCUCCGAACUGCAUUUAAACAGGAGUCUGCAUCCAGUGUAUAUGCAACUUCCAAGUGUACAGCCCGACUGGUCAAACAGGUGAAAAGUGACUUCUUCCUCUUUUAAUAUCGACAGGGCCAAAAUAGUCAACUCCAACAUCUGUGAAAGGUGCUUUGUCAGGCAGCACUCUCUCCUCAGGCAAGUCUGCCUUCUGCUGUUCACCAAGCUUUCCUCUGUUGCGUCUACAAGCAACGCAGAUAUUACCUUCCUGGCCGCAGAGUUUGCACUAAUAAUCCAGCACUUCUGUUGUAAACUGGAUAGCAUGUGAUUUCUUCCUGCAUGCCCCAGUUGCUGAUGGAUAUGACGCAGAGUUAGUGUGGAUGUGUGUAGGUCUUUGGUCAAGAUGACUGGAUGUUGGCAUUCUAAUGGCAUUGCUGCUUUACUCAGUCAACCGCCCACCUGGAGGAUUUCACCAGCCAUUACUGGGUCCAGUUUGUACAGUAGACUGUCUUUGGGAAUGUUUUUGCAGCCACCCUUCAGUGAGGCAAUUUCGCUUCUGAACUUGUGUUUUUGCACAAAUUGGAUAAUUGACUGGUCCGCCUUAGCAAGAUCUUCAGGAGUAAGAAGCUAUGAAUUUUCCUUUCCACUUCCUAUUCUUGAAUCUGGGGAUUGUCCUUUCUGAGGCCUGCAGAUGCACAAAACUCCUUUCUCUUCUGUCCUGACAACAUCAGAGUUUCCUCGACCUUCAGAAACCAAGCUGCAGAUGUUUUUAGCUUCAUCCAAGAUGAAAAAUAACAGAUGAGGUGGUCGGUGGCAAUUGUCAGCUCCUUAAUAACCAUUUUCACUAUCAAGUGCCUUUUGACCUCUGGGUCAUCCGCAGGAAUCGUACCAAGGUCCACAUCCAGUUUAGGCCAUUCCUCCUUUGACCUAUAGAGAAACUGAGGUCCAUUUAUCCACCUCCUGCCAUUCAGGAAAUCCUCAGCUGUCCUUCCUCUUAAUGCUUCAUCUGCUGGAUUUCCUUAAAACCCACAUAUCUCCACUGAUUAACUUCUGCUGCUUCCCUAAUGGCAGAGGUUCUGUUUGCCACAAAGGUGUGAAAUCUCCUGUUUUCAUUGCAGAUGUAUUUAAGGACUAUUGUGCUGUCGGUCAAGAAAACUGACUUCUCCAGCUUAAGUUGCAGCUCUUUCUGUAGCAUUUUAUCCACUCGAACAGCAAGAACUGCAGCUGUGAGUUCCAAUCAAGGAAUUGUGAUCUGCCUUAGAGGAGCAACUCUGGCCUUUCCCAAGAGAAAUGCAAAGUGUACUUGGUGAUCCUUCUCCAGUCUUAGAUAAGACACAGUUCCAUAUCCAGCUUGACUGGCAUCCAAAAAGUGGUGAAGCUGGAUCUCCAAAGUCUCUGGGUUUAAUACAGCAGUCCACUUUGAAUUCAGCCACCCUUUGGAGGCCCUCCAGCCAGUCAGACCACUGCUCAGCAAAAGAAUUGGGAAUUGCCUCAUCCCAACCCAAAUUUCUCCUACAAAGCUCCUGCAGCAACAGCUUUGCAGGCAGACUAAAUGGGGUUAGAGGAUUACACAUUUCAAACCAUAAUAUCAAGCUCAUGAAGCCGUAAUAAAAAAAGAGUUUCCAGGCCACCCCAUUCCUGUUUACAAGUGCAGGAUUUUGCAGGCCAUAACAUUGGUUGACAUUAGGGAUUUUUCCCAUAGACUUGUAUUGGUGACUCGCGAAUUUCAAGAUCUUGAAAUUAUGGCAGGGGUUAGACGCCACGAAUGGGUGAAGUUCACUAAGCGGCCACCAGAUAGCGCCAUUGCGCCAAAAGGGAGGCCAUGAGUACAACUUUUGAAGCCAUAAUUAUGAGGAAAGUUGCAGACCUACAGACCUCCAGAUUCCCCUCUCUCCAUGUGGCCUCUCUGUGUGGGCUACACUCCCCCAGCCCAGAAUCCUCCCUCCCUCUGGUUGUCUGCUUAUGAUACCGGCUUCCAAACUUGUAUUCAUGGUCUCUGGCUCCCCACCAACAGCCCCCAAGAAGCCUCCAGAUUCUCCCCUCUCCAUCCUUGGUUCUUUGCCCAGAAUCAGAGCACUAUGUGUGGACUACAGACCUCCUGAUUCUCCCCUCUCAAUCCUUGGUUCUUUUCACAGGAUCAGAGCACUCUGUGUCGGCUACAGACCUCCUGAUUCUCCCCUCUCCAUCCUUGUUUUUUUACCCAGGAUCAGAGCGCUCUGUGUCGGCUACAGGCCUCCAGAUUCUCCCCUUUCCAUCCUUGUUUUUUUACCCAGGAUCAGAGCGCUCUGUGUCGGCUACAGACCUCCUGAUUCCCCCCUCUCCAUCCUUGGUUCUUUGCCCAGGAUCAGAGCACUCUGUGUCGGCUACAGACCUCCAGAUUCUCCCCUCUCCAUCCUCAGUUCUUUGCCCAGGAUCAGAGCACUCUGUGUGAGCUACAGACCUCCAGAUUCUCCCCUCUCCAUCCUUGGUUUUUUACCCAGGAUCAGAGCACUCUGUGUGGGCUACAGACCUCCUGAUUCCCCCCUCUCCAUCCUUGGUUCUUUGCCCGGGAUCAGACCACUCUGCGUGGGCUACAGACCUCCAGAUUCUCACUUUUCCAUACUUGUUUUUUUUUUUUUUUUUUUUUUUUACCAAGGACCAGGCUGGCUUUUUUUGGCAUCUUUGGCCUCCCAACCAGCCCCUUCUCCAGGGACCUUGCCCACCAGCCGACCCUGUGCACCCACUCUUACACACCCCCCCGGGAUAAAGCCCAUAGCCCGUCCCACUGGAGGUUCGUCCCCCCGGUACUCCAUUAAAAGUUUCGUGCCCCUGGAACUCCAUUCCUUGUCCAAUAGUUCUGCAUUCACCCGCCUCCCUCUGGUUCUCCUCUUAUAAUUGCGGCUUCCAAACUUGUAUUCAUGGACUCUGGCUCCCUACCAACAGCCCCUUGAAAGCCCAGGCUGGCUUCCUGGCACCCUUCAUCCCAACCAGUCCUUUCUCCAGGGACCUUGCCCACCAGCCAAACCUAUGCAGCCACUCUUAAGCACCCCCCCGGCAUAAAGCCCAUAGCCUGCCCUGCUGGAGGUUUGUGCCCCUGGUACUCCAUUUAAAGUUUCAUGCCCCUGGUACUCCGUUUUAAAUCCAUUGACUGAGAGUGGGACUUCCUGGAGGCUCCUGUGGGGCUGUGGCACAGAAACCAAAGUCAGUAAAUAGAAGGUGGAAUGCCGUAAUUUCGAGAUGUCCCUUGCCAGCAACCUUGCAAUCAUGUCCCAUGGCUCUUGACUCCCCCGCUGGUAAAAUCAUAGAAUACAGCUUUUUGAAAAGCCAUAAGCAAAACUGGUAAAUGCGUAACAUGGCCUGACAACCUCUAAUUAGGGCUAGAAAUCCUAAAGGGUCAUAAAGUGAACUGACCACUGAAAAAAAUCCCUUUUCUGGUCUGUGGUUGUUCUGUUCUGUUGUUGUGCUGAGGUCCUGAACUUAAAUUUGUCGGUUUCAAUGCACCACUAUAGUCCAAGUGCUCGUUCCAUUGGAAGUUAGUCAGCGUCAAAAUCCAGCUCCAUCAUGUCUGUUGCUCUGCUGUCCUCAGCAAUUGAUAGUAGCACUGUUGUUGCAGCUGUUGCUGAUCCACUUGGAAAGCUUGAAUCCUCCUUUAUGACAGAGAGCAGUCAAAUGCUCACCAUGUGCAGUGCUUCCUCCACUGAAGCCAUCAAUUUCAGACAGUCAUCUACAUAAAAGUUACAUUUUGAGUGUAUUGACCACUUCAAUAGGGAACUGUUUGGCAUUACCAUCUGCAGUUCUCCUAAAAGCAUAAUUUGCACAACUUGGUGAUGAUACAGGUCCAAACAGAUGUACAGAUGAUAUCUUCUCUAGACAUUUCAAUCUGUUCUUCUGAUGAUCUCUCAUUAAAGUCCUGAUUAUACUGUUUAACCAGCAUUUCUUGAAGGUGUUCAACUGAGAUUCAGUUUGUUGUUACAGCACAGCAACCACGCCUACUCCUGCUGCAUCAUCCUGGCUGUUUAUCAACUCCCAAGGUUCCAUAACUGUAGGGGCAUCUGUUCCAAUAGGCAAAUCAAUGCCUGCAUCAAUGUCAUAGAGCUUGACUUGCUUCAAAUACAACAACUUAUCAACAUCCACUUGUCAUGGAACAUUGAGCGUGGAGACUGGCAUGGUCCUCUAAGUUAAAACGGCCGGUAACUCACUGAAAUCAGUCAUGUCCAUAUCACUUCAAGACCUGACAGAACAUGAGCAUUUGACCCAUUGUUCUUAACAGAAUACUUGUCCUUUUACCUUUCAGGUUCAACUUCCUUGCCAAGUCUUUUGUACAGAAAGUGCCAGAACUCCCUGGAUCCAAGAGGGCAUAUGUCUGUACAGUUUUGUUACUCCUUUGGCUCUUGACCUUAACUGCUACAAUAGAAAAGAUGGAGUCAUCUUCACAACCAGCCCCAAUAUGGCCACAGAUGACCAGAAUUGGAGGCCUUAUACUUGGUAGAUGAUCACAGCAACAUUUCUCAAUUUUUCUCUUAAUUCAUAAGGAAGUUUCAGGAUGAUGCUCCUCAUAUUUGAUGGUGUCCAGUUCAUAAUCUUUUCCAUAUAAGCAGAUGCAGCUUUCAUGCUCAUUUCCAAAAAGACCUUUGGCCCUGUGGUAUCCCUGCUCAGAAGGGACUGAAAGCUCGUGUCUGGACUGAUGCCCUCUCUCUGACCUCCACCUGAGACGAACACACGGCUGUUUACUCCUUACUCCUGUCGUCUCUGCCAGGCAGACAGGCAGACAGGCAGACAAGGCCAGCAGACAGGGAGAAAGACAGGGCGACUGAGAAUGAAUCCUAUGAGCAAAAGCAAAGUUCACAAAGAGCAAAGAACUCUAGAAAAAUCAGUAGGAGAUGGAGUCAGUAAUACCGCAGAGGAAGAUCAACAAUCUGGCGAGGAUGGAGUGAGGAACCGGAGUAGAUACACUGCAGAGCUGAUUACCGGAUGGACUGCAGGUGAGCAGCCUGGAGCAGGUGUGUAGGGAGAGAAUGAUGCCACGCCCACCACACAGACACAAGGCAAGUUCAUGAUCACGCAGCACUGUGCAGCAUCGCGCAGUGCUGCCUAAAUCAUGAUGCAUGCUGGUUAAAAUGUGUCCGUGAUGACCUGGAUGGGAGUGGUUUCUGCUCCGCAUUCUAUGUCACAUGACCUUCAGGUAUCACAGGACCAAGCUGAGCAGUUGCUCUCCAGGUGCAGCAUGAGUCUAGACCCCACCUUCAUAACAUCAGACUUUGCCCUAAUUGGCUUUUGUCUACGCUGACGUAUAUGACGUGUGUUUCGAUGAAUUUGCAUAUCCAUGAGCAUCUGUGCCUCUUUUCUACUCAAAUAUCACAUACUUUGAGAUAAAUAGCAGCCAUGUGGCUGCACCUAUGGGACAGUCAACAUGAAUAUAUCUAGAAAAUCCUUCAUGUAACGCAACAACCCUGAAAGAUCAGAAUCAGAAUCAGAAUCCUUUUAUUGUCAUUGCACAGUGUACAACGAAAUUUUAGCAGCAUCCGAUUAUUCACACAACAUAAAUAGAGUAAGAAGAACAAG